Messenger RNA from Ramularia collo-cygni, 1005 nucleotides. Its product is annotated as related to PER1 protein, involved in manganese homeostasis. The transcript is spliced from 4 exons. NCBI's taxonomy places the organism in Eukaryota, Fungi, Ascomycota, Dothideomycetes, Mycosphaerellales, Mycosphaerellaceae. Gene Ontology annotation, cellular component: endoplasmic reticulum membrane. Gene Ontology annotation, molecular function: hydrolase activity, acting on ester bonds. The record is from RefSeq and is a predicted model, not a curated record. Gene Ontology annotation, biological process: GPI anchor biosynthetic process. Bases 1 to 1005 code for a protein of 334 amino acids.
AUGCCCUCCCACCAACCAAGGCCGCAAUGGCUACUUUCCAUCCUGUGCCUCAUGAUGGCCUUCUCCGGAAUCGCUCAGGCCAGCAUAGGAGACUGGCUGCCCGAGUUCCGGGAUUGCGUGCAGCACUGCACCAGAACGAAUUGUGAAGGCGACAAUCAACUCGGCAUCCCCCUCCAACAUCGCCUCCUCCUCUGGACAUGUCCCGCGGAAUGCGACUACACCUGCCAACACAUCACCACCGACACCCGUCUCGCCCGCGAUCCACCCUACCUCGAACCCAUUGUCCAAUAUCACGGGAAAUGGCCCUUUCACCGCUUCCUCGGCAUGCAAGAACCCGCCUCAGUCCUCUUCUCCCUCUUGAACCUCCUCGCUCACAAUCAUGGAUUGUCCCUCAUCCGCGCCCAGAUCCCCUCUCGAUAUCCUCUGAGGAAAUACUACAUCAUGUUUGGCUACUUUGGCCUGGCGAGUUGGGUGUUUAGCAUCAUCUUCCACACCAGAGAUUUCAAGACGACGGAAAAGCUGGACUAUUUCGCGGCGGGAGCGAGUGUCAUGUAUGGCAUGUACUACACUCCCAUUCGUAUCUUCCGAUGGGAUAGACCGGAGAAUUUGUCGGGAAGAUCCGGGACGGUACUGAGACUGUGGACAAUGACAUGCGUCGUGGCAUACCUGCUCCACAUCUCCUACUUGGCCUUUAUCCGCUUCGACUACACUUACAAUAUGGCUGCCAACGUCGUGCUGGGCCUGGCACAAAACAUCAUGUGGACUUGGUUCUCCGUGCAAAGAUACAGAAAAGUGGGCAGAGUGUGGGCCGCAUGGCCAGGGUUGAUAGUGUUUUGGUUGUUGUUCGCCAUGAGUUUGGAGUUGUUUGAUUUCCCGCCGUGGUGGGGAAUGGUAGAUGCRCAUGCGUUGUGGCAUUUGGGGACGGUAGGCCCGACUAUUUGGUGGUACAACUUCUUAUUGAAAGAUGCGCAGGAAGAUAUACAGGGUGAGAGACUCAAACAGUGA